This is a messenger RNA of Cydia strobilella, 1676 nucleotides long. Its product is annotated as tyrosine-protein phosphatase corkscrew-like. Gene Ontology annotation, molecular function: phosphotyrosine residue binding; non-membrane spanning protein tyrosine phosphatase activity. The coding region runs from base 111 to 1568 and encodes 485 amino acids. Gene Ontology annotation, cellular component: cytoplasm. Lineage: Eukaryota; Metazoa; Arthropoda; Insecta; Lepidoptera; Tortricidae. The transcript is spliced from 11 exons. Gene Ontology annotation, biological process: peptidyl-tyrosine dephosphorylation; intracellular signal transduction; cell differentiation. The record is from RefSeq and is a predicted model, not a curated record.
GGUCACUUGAGUUCCAAACAGCGUGCGAAGCGGAUCGCUCGGCGGUUACGGUCGCGCGCAUGAAUCUCGGAAUAGCUUUAUUAAACUAGUAUAGAUAUAAAUCUAGAGUAAUGCCAAAGGAUCCGCCCAGAUUGAGCAGGCUCGGAGUGCUGGCGCCAGCGGCGCUGGCGGCUUGCAUGGACGCCUCGGUGUUGGCCGUGCCGGCGGCUGGAGCUAUCGUCUCCACAGUGCUCAAGGAGCUUAGCAAAGCUUUCAUGCUUAAAAAGUGGUUUCAUGGAGUGAUGUCGGCAAAGGAAGCGGAGCAAUUGAUAAUGGAAAAAGGCAAGAACGGGUCAUAUCUUGUACGCGAGUCGCAGGUGCACCCCGGCGAGUUCGUGCUGUCGGUGCGCGCGCGCGGCCGCGUGUCGCACGUCAUGAUCCGUCGGCAGCACAAGAAGUACAACGUGGGAAGCGGCGAGCAGUUCUCGGAGCUGGCGGGGCUGAUCGAGCACCUGCGUGCGUUCCCCAUGGUAACGGGCGCGGGCGAGGAGCUGCGUCUGCUGCAGCCCGUCUCCGGCACGAGGCUGCGCGCGCACCGUAUUCAGAGGAAGGUCCAGACCCAGAUCCAGGACAUUGAAGAUUCGCCAAAGCUCGAUAAGAAAAAUGGAUUUGAAGGAGAAUUCCAGUCGAUUAAGAUGCUAGAAGACAGGCACGUGUUUACUACAAUCGAAGGAAAUAAACCAGAAAAUAUUUCGAAAAACCGAUAUAGGAACAUACUUCCCUAUGACCAAACACGGGUAGCAUUGCGGCGAAGCGGCGAGCAUAAUACGGAUUAUAUCAACGCGAGCUACGUGCGGGCCGGCGCCGGCGCAGGCCUGUACGCCUCCCUGCACUCCUCAUCAGAGAGCCUGGACAGCUUGCAAUUCAAAACAAAGUUAUAUAUCGUCACGCAAGGCUGUCUGGCAACUACAAAGGAUGAUUUCUGGCGAAUGGUGUGGCAAGAAGAUGUUAGAGUUAUAGCUAUGAUUACAAAUGAAAUUGAACGAGGCAAGAAAAAAUGUGAACGAUAUUGGCCACUGUCAGGUCUUCAGGAAUACUACGGGGAUCUGCUCGUGAAGUCGACCUCGAAAAUGUGUUAUGAAAACUACAUUCUAAGAGAAUUUGACGUGUCCGACGAUAAAGAUCAGUGUAAAACUAUCUACCAGUACCAGUUUACGACGUGGCCCGAUCACGGGAGUCCCGAGGAGCCGGACGGCUUGCUGGCGUUCAUCGCAGAGGUCAACCGGCGUGUGGCGCAGGUCAUGAACGAGGAUAGUCCGCCAGAUCAGAAUGUCCUCUGCGUACACUGCUCAGCGGGAGUGGGGCGGUCUGGCACUAUGGUGGUCCUUGACAUUCUUAUCGAUAAAAUUAACACGUCUGGAUUAAAUUGCACGAUCGACGUGUACAACACGGUGAGGUUAGUGCGCGCGCAGCGCGGCGGCAUGGUGCAGAACAGCUUGCAGUACCGCUUCAUAUACCUUGCAUUGCAGGCCUACAUGGACACUAACAAAAUUAAGUUGAAACGAAAGGUAUAUACCGCAGAAGCUUGAGUAAAAUAGGCUCCAUGACUACUCCACAAACCAAAGUUUACGAAUAAAGGAUAACUGAUACGGAUACAAAAUAAAACAAUGUAAUGUAAUAAAGUGAACUUUAUCAAU